ACCCAGAGACCUGCAUGAAGUGGUUGCACAAGAAGAGGAGGUAGGAGCUGGCUGCCCCGUGAGCGAGCCGGGGCUUCUUCGCAGGGAUGCAAGAUGCCUUCCCAUGAGAGACGCCUUCCGGAGGAGAUCUGAUGGACACAGAGCCCUGCAGCCUCUGAGCGGGACAGCUCCUGCUGGUCUGGAGCUGGGACUUAUUUUUCUCCCGUCUUUUUCCCUUGGAGAUGUUGCAGGGAUAUUUUCUGUGCUCUUCCUCCCCGCCUGAAGCCUGCCGUGGCAAUGACCCCGCAGCCAGAGCCAAGCACCAAAGAGAAGAGGAUUGUGCGUUUGAAGCAGGGCCCUCACUGUAACUGAACUGGGAUUGACUCCCUGCUCGCGCUCCCGGAGCGGCCGCCGCCGUUCCCGCGUUUGUCCGUGUGUGUCGAGCUGCUCCUCCCUAAUCUUGCUUGGAAUUCCUGGCCUUUCCACGCUGAAUCUGCCCAUGGCUUUCCUGAUGAAGAAGAAGAAGUUCAAAUUUCAGACAAGCUUCACUCUGGAAGAGCUGACUGCCGUCCCCUUUGUGAACGGGGUGCUGUUCUGCAAAAUCAGGCUGCUAGAUGGAGGAGACUUUGCCAGCUUAUCCAGCAGAGAAGAAGUUCAGGAAAACUGUGUCCGCUGGAAAAAGAAAUUCACCUUCGUGUGUAAAAUGAGUGCCAACCCGGCCACAGGACUGCUGGACCCCUGUGUCUGCCGAGUGUCUGUGCGUAAGGAGCUGAAGGGCGGAAAAACCUACUCCAAGCUGGGCUUUGCUGAUCUAAAUCUGGCAGAGUUUGCGGGYUCUGGAUCCACUGUGCGUUGCUGCUUGCUGGAAGGGUAUGAUACGAAGAACACCCGACAGGACAACUCCAUCCUGAAGGUCACGAUCGGGAUGUCCCUGCUCUCAGGAGAUCCCUGCUUUAAAACGCCUCCUUCCACCGCCAAAUCCAUCACCAUACCAGGACAGGACUCCUCCCUGCAGCUGACCUGUAAGGGGGAGGGCACCACGAGCAGCAACAGCGGUUCGGGCACCAUUGGUUCUCUCCGUCAGAGCAAGCCAAGACCCACCAUUCUCGGCUCGGGCGUCCCGGAAGAACCAGACCAGAAUCUGUCCAGUCCAGAGGAAGUCUUCCACUCAGGGCACUCGCGGAACUCUAGCUACGCCAGCCAGCAGUCCAAAAUCUCUGGUUACAGCACGGAGCAUUCCCGUUCUUCCAGCAUGUCCGACUUGACCCAUCGCCGGAAUACCUCCACCAGCAGCAGCGCGUCCGGGGGGCUCAGCAUGACAGUGGAGUGUCCGGAGGGAGAGCGGGAUCACAAACUGGAGAAGCCCCCUCGGCCGCCGAGACCGGCCCUUCUGAUGGAUAGACCUUCCCGGAGAAAAAAGGAUUCAGUGGAGAGUCACCCAACCAGAGUGGAUGACACCAGGAUCGAUGCUGAUGAUAUAGUGGAGAAAAUAAUGCAGAGUCAGGACUUCACAGAUGUCAGCAAUACUGAAGACAGUAACCUGAGGUUGUUUGUGAGCAGAGAUGGCACAACUACACUGAGUGGUAUUCAGUUGGGAAACAGGGUCUCAUCUGGAGUUUAUGAGCCAGUGGUGAUUGAAACCCACUAAAUGUGAAGAACAGGGUAGAGCUGCUGGAAACGGACCCCCUACCCAGUCCGCUGCCACAUGGAUGCCAAUCUUUACCUCUCUUCAUGCAGCAUUCCAGAAGGGAUUUCUCCACACCCCUCCGCGUACGUUUGCACUGCAGAACUGCUCCGAGACCACUCCAAAUCAUGCACUUUCCCUGUGUUGGCAUUACCCUCCUCCACUUCCCAGUUCUUCCAGUGCCUGUCCUCCCCAUGUUCCUGAUGAGAUUCUGGGUGUCUGGUGGGGUUGUCCUUACUCAGAGAGGACUUUGCUCUUUUUGCAGUCCCUCACUCUGCACAUUCAUUCACAACAGGGGUCUUCUCAGCUUCUGUCUCCCCCAACCGUUGGGUUAUACCACUGUGAACUCUUGAAACCACUGUGGGAGGAGGGAACCCUUCUAACCAAACCGAGAGCUGCUCUUUGGUGACGUGGCRAGGUAGCUCCUUGCAGGAUGCUUUAUCCCACUGACUCUGCAAGGGAACAUCACCUUCCAAGGCAACAGUUUUACUGACAAAGUGUGCUAYGGCGUGCACUUCACCUACCCCUCAAAUCCCCAAACAUCUUCUCAUAGGAAAUAGCUCCCCAAAGUGCAUUUCCCGAAAACUGCCGCAAUCCRUAUGGGAGUUGAUGGAUGGUUAAAUGCUAGUGCUUGUUAUACCACUAACUGUAUUACCCCCUUCCACUGCUGGGCAUGGGAGGGCAGGGUUCAUCUGUUGGCAUUAGCAGGAGCACUUYAGAGGCUCCAGAUUUUACCUGGAGGAGGCCAGUGCUUGUUCCAGGAGCAUAAUCCGUGUGUCCUGGGUGGCCUCAGUAAAUGGUCACCGUUGAGGCUUGGGAUAUGAAGCCUCCUUUUUGGCUCAGGAAGGGAGCUGCCUCCCUUGGACCACGAAGAGCAUCUUGUUGUCUGAUAACCCUCUCCUGGGCCGGAKCAGGGUGCAGUUGACUGCAGUGGUCUCUCGUGGAGGUGAUUCACGGGUGUCUCUCUUGGUCUGGCCAGAAAGGGAAUUGCUGGUGAUUGACCUUUCCUGUCCCGUCAGCGGGACCUCUGCCUGAGCUGGAGACUUUCAGGGCUGGGGGGAGAGCUCCGACUAGGGCAAGAUGAAGCCUCUGUCUUUGCCUUCAAAGGUAGGAUGGACGUUUUCUGCCACGUUCAGCACAGCAGUGGCUCUCACCCGCUCUGUGGCAAGUGAGCUUUUCUGAUAAGGCUUCACACUGUUUUUCUGGUUGGUCUUUCAAUUGCUCUUCUUUCGUUUGAUUCCCGCAGUCAUCUGACACUUGAGCUGCCUCCUUUCCUUGCAGCGCGUCACUCUUUCAGCUCCCACCUCUAGAUUCUCCAGGCAGCUGAACUGCGAACGAGGAUCUCUGCCGAUGGCAGCCGGGGCUGGCGGCUCCUCCUGUACAGACACUUCCAGCCCGGGAGCUAUUUCUGUGUAGUGCCCUUUCCUUCCUUGCCGUUGUAACGUGGUAGCCCGGAGCGAGCCCUUCCCGGCGCGCGGGCACCCUCACACCUGCACCCCCGUCCCUGUGGUGAGCAAAGACAUCACAGACCGCGGUGUUGUUCACAUUCGAGUUACUGUAAAGGCUUUUUUGUUUUUAAGACAAAAAAAAGGAAAGGCUUAAUCCUGGUCUCUGACCAGGACGUAUGCGGAUGAGCUGCGGGAAAAGGGAAUUUGGCAGAUUAUUAGAAAUCAGAGCUGAAAGCGCCUUGCUUUCUGCCCUGCUAGCACGGAGGUGGCUGCACGGAGAGGGCGCUCGGUAGUGCCGCAGAGCAGUACAGCUGCUUACUCCGUUUCGCGGUGUCUCCACAGCUGCUUACUCUGUUUUCGUGGUUUCUCUACUCAAGGCAUUGGGUUUCUUUUUUUAGAUGGACAGAUCAAAUACAGGAUGCACGUUUUUUUUUCACCCCUUCUCCUCUUCCCUCCAGAGGGAAUUGAAUCUGGAUCAAGGCAAGGAGGGAUGUGACGAGACCUUGAUUGGUUUAGCCUAGGGAAGCAUUUUUGGAUCUUUGGCGUCYGUUUCAAACGGAAUCUGUCUCAUUUGCUGGUGCGUUUAACGKUGGUUUGGCCCAGGCCGGGUCGCCCCGCGGCUCGCCAGCAGGCUGGCGAGUGCCC
Messenger RNA from Nothoprocta perdicaria, 3756 nucleotides. RefSeq names its product family with sequence similarity 102 member A (gene EEIG1). Bases 479 to 1627 code for a protein of 382 amino acids. The transcript has 11 exons. Lineage: Eukaryota; Metazoa; Chordata; Aves; Tinamiformes; Tinamidae. The record is from RefSeq and is a predicted model, not a curated record.